This is a messenger RNA of Didymodactylos carnosus, 2281 nucleotides long. NCBI's taxonomy places the organism in Eukaryota, Metazoa, Rotifera, Eurotatoria, Philodinida, Philodinidae. The record is from the annotation of a GenBank genome assembly.
UGAUAAUUGAUACAUGGCUUUAUAAGUUACAUUUAUUAUUUUAUUUACGAGUUACAAUGAAACAGGUAAUUUUACAGUAUUAACACAUUUGCCGCAUUUGAUUGCAAGCUCAGUUCCAGACAAAGUACCAUUUUCAUAUCUUUUAAAAUAUUCCUUCAAUUUAUUAUCACAAUUAUUGUAUACUUUCUGCCGUUUGACUGUUUGCGUGAAAGAUUCUGUAUAACGUGUAUAAUUAUAUUCAUUUUCUUCUUUUAAUGCUUCGAUAAACUCAUAAAUAUGUGGAUGAACACCAAAAUGCUGUUUUAAUCGAUUAUGAAAACCUUCGACAUGAUUAUUUGUUCGCGGCUGAUCAAUAAUAAUUAAAUCAUGAAUAUUCCAAAUAAAUGAUGGAAAUAUAGCGUCAUCAUCAACAUAUGUAUCUGUUAUAUAAAAAAUGGACAAGUUUUAAAUGUACCAUCCAUAUGCCACGUAUCAACUUCUGAUAAAUAUUCAAAAAAUAAAUUUUAUUCGUAAAUAAAAUAAUAAAUGUAACUUAUAAAGCCAUGUAUCAAUUAUCAAAUUAUAUUAAUAUUGAUUAGUAUACAGUUGACAGAAAAAAAAUGAAUAGUUAUAAAAUGAGUAGAAUGAUAGAAAAUGUAAACGGGAUGAAACGAGUGUGGGACGAAACGAGAGCUAAUUAACAAAUACGGGACGAAACGAGAGGAUACCGUAUUUCUAUAUAUAUCGCAUAUGUUUCUUAUUCUAUCACACACAAAUUAGAUAACAUUAAAACUAUUUUAAAGAUACUUAGUCUAUAAAUAAUGAAAAAUCUGUUUACAUAUACUUUACACAUAUAUAAAAGAAAAAUAUUGUUAAUUUAUGCAAAUAGCAAAUAUUGUUCAUAAUUAGAAAAGUUUACGUAGAUAGAUGACUCAUUAAUAACGAUUCUCCAAGAGAUAUUUCUUAGUGUACUUUGAUUGUUUGAACGGUACACAUACGGUACUGCUAAAAAAAACACGAUUUUCAAAAUUUCUAUGAAAACGACUAGCUAGAAUAAAUUCAAAUAGUGAUUUGGACAGCUGAAAUGAUGCCCUAUCAGAUGAGGUACAUGUCACUGUUUCAUAGAAAGUGUUAAAAAUAGGGUUUCCAGAAAAACGCUUCAGCGGAAUUCUAAGUCCUUGAAGAUUUUUCGGAAAUUUAUUCCAACAGUUCAGUUUUGUAGAACUGGAAAUUCUGAUGAAAACGAGAUAUCUACGAUAUUUCCUCAUGGAUGUACAGGUGCACGAAAAAUGGUAAAAAGUAUAAAAAAAGUCCCAGUGUAUCUCGUACUCUUGUGGACGCUGCCAAAAACAAGGAUUAAUAUGUUAAUUGUCUUUAUUUUUUUCUUCUAGCAUCCAUAGCCGAUGGUUCAACAAGUGAUUUAUCUGAAAUUGGUAGUUUAUAUAAUUUUCCUAGCGCUAUUCGACAAAGAUCUGAUUCAUUAACAAAUUUAUUUAAUUUAUCUGAAGACAGUGCAUCUGUUUCUAAUUUGAGUGUUGCCUCUUACUCAUUAUCACAACAUUCAUGCGAUUAUGGUCCAACAACAACAAUUCCAAACUCAUUUAUCAACGGUAAUGGAUCUGAUUCAAAUAAAAUCUUACGUAAACAAUAUAGUUCAUCACAUAAAAAUUUGUAUGACGAUCCGUCUUCAACAUCGUCACCACACCACGGACAUUUCAGUGAUUAUACAUCUCGUCAAAAUAAUAAUUCUACUAGUCAUUAUCAAACAACGAAUACACAAUCAAAUAGUAGUACAAACGGUUAUUAUUGUAAUACGAGUUUAUCUGACUCAUCGUCGAUUGGAUCAAAUAUUAACGAAUAUCGAAAAAGUUUUCCAGCAAAAACUGCUGAUUGUGUUUUGAAUACAAUUGGACUGGGAGGUGUAAAUACAACAACGAGUGGUGAUGAUAUUGAUGCAACAGAUAAAUGUGGACUCAUUUCAUCUGCCGAUUACGAUGAUAAUGAAUCAGACGAUUGUGAUGAUAUUAUUGAAAAUGGUAUAAAUAAUGUCGGUGAUUUAUCGUCAUUCAAUGAUGGAGGUGGUGCACAUUCUUAUUACGCUGGCAGUUCAGAUGAAAAUGAACAAAUUCAAAAUCCAUCGAAUAGUGCAAGUGCCACUACUGAUAACAACGGUACAACAACAACAACAGCAACAACAAUUACAAAAUCAUUACAAAAAAAAACAAAUGGAAAAUUACGAAAGACUGUGAUGAACAAUGUUGUUGACAGAUUAAUUAAUUCUGGGAAAGGUAUCAAAUGUUAA